CUGAAGAGGAUUAAUUCAUUUAGCCACAGUAAGUGGUGGCACGGGCUGGAAAGUGUUCCAGAAGUGGUGCGCCCAGCACGGAAGGGGGUGAUUUUCCUCCCACCCACUCGUACAACGUCAGUUGCCGAUUCUUGGAUAAGCUUUUGGAAGUACAGUAGUUGUGAGCGAGGGGUUGGUGUUGGUGUGUCGGACGGAAGUUUCAUUCUGGAAGGAUAUCAUCGUUCAGGUGAUAGUAACUGGAUUUCGGCCGUGGGGAAGGUGGUGUUUUGGAAUUAGUUUCACUUCCAAUAGGAAGUGGAGAAAAAAAUGACGGUGACUAAUUACAUUCGUCUGGUUUGGUUAUAGUUUAAUUUGAUAGUAAAUUGCUUUCGGGAAGGCAUAGUGAAAAAAGGAAGAAACUAAAGCUGGAUUUUCCUUCGUUUAUUUGACUCGGUUCAAUUUCAUGACUAGCAUCAAGUAAUGAAAUAGCUACGGUUUCUUCAGAAGUGUGGUAUACAUUGUUACCAGAUAACAGUGAUCAUAAGUUGUAUUUUAUCAGCGGUCAUACCGAGCGUCUUGGUACUGUUUUGUCGAGGUUGUUUGGGGAUCUCUCAUAUUCAAAAGCGGAAGUGAAAGCUUGUGAAGUAAAAUUGCCAGAAUGCGAUCUCAUGUUAUAUGUAUCUCUGUUGUUGUGAGUCCCGACAAUCACAAUGUGAACAAGUGUAAGUGGAGGAAUUCGUCUUGAAGAAGGUGGCUGGAAAGUAAAAUACACCUCAGUUUUCCUCAUGACUGCAGCACCGUAGAUGAUUCGUUGUUGAGUAAUGUUAUUGCCGCAGGAAAAUAAGCCAUUCUCAUAAAAAAUACUGGAUAUAAACACAAGAUUUACCCUCUCCAAAUUACCAGUGCAGUGGUUGAGCGACAAGUAUAAGCUCUCGCAUGGUGAUUGCGUGCUGACUGAAUACGUAGAUUCGUGUUUUUGGGGUCUGUUGGGAACAACGGACGGUGCCUACUUUUGAGCUCGUAAAAUGCUGCUACCGUGACAGUUACGAUUGCAAUUAUAAUUAUAAUUUCCAUCAGCGCACAAAAAAGUGGAAAACAAAAAAGUUCAGUGCUGCUUUCGUGACGAAUACUGGAAGUAAUUAAAAUGUUGCUUGGAAAAUUUUAAUUUACGUCCUCAGUGCAGUAAGCGACUCUUCGCCUGAGCCUGUAGUGGAAUUUACCGGAAAAACGUUUUGUGGUGGGGGACAUUGCGUGCGAGUUUUAAAACGUUUACGUUGCUGUGUGCAGUGCGCUAUGAAAAUGAAGGAUUGUAAUUGUAGUCUUUCUCCUCAAGCGGAUCACAACAGUGAAGAAAAUUUCCAGUAAAGGAUAACCUGAUCAUAAGAUCAUCAACCCUCAUCAGCCCUAAACCAAGCCCCACCGAUGGACCAACAAAACGCUGACCAACCUGCCUAACGUGUUUCCCUGUACAAACCGGGGCAACAUUCGCUGAUUUAAUUAUUUCGCCCCUGCUGGAUGUGUAGUGAGGGUGGUAAUCAUCCCAGUGAGGCGUGUGCUUAGGAUAGAACGGGAACGUUAAACAAACAUAAUUAACCUUCAACCCGUUCGUUGUGCAAACUCGUACAAACUCGACCGGGUGGAGGAGCGUUUGUUGAACAGCCGGGUCAGCCAAAGUGAAACAUAAAUGAAAUAUUCUUAGGAAAAUAACAGUCGAAACAGCCCAGACAGGUGUACUGUACGUGGGUGGUUCUAGAAUUCAAACAUAUUUCUCGGAUGCUUGCACUGUUUCGGCGAAGAAAAUCUUGAAAAAUGCUCGGCAAGUUCGACAUGUGAAAGUAGAAGCCACUGGUGAGAUCAUCCUUCGUGGGAAUGUGGAAAGAAACCAUGAAUAAAUGAUUUUAAUGAAAAAUAAACAACUGUGCAGAAAGCUGAAGGUAGCGAAGAGACUCAUCGUCACCAGGCUGAAUGAAUAAUACGCCAACAGAAAAUAUGCAAACUCGAGAAGUUUAAACUGAGGAUAAAUAAAUUUCAACGGUGUAUUUGUACGCGCUGCUAAUUAGUAUCAAUGGUAAUUUGUUGUACAAUAAAUAGUGGAAAAAUCGCUGUUCAGUGUUGGUAUUUUGAUUCAUAGCUAUCUCAGUGAAUAAUUCGUCGCACAACUGUGGACAACUCAACGGAACAAAACCGAAAAUGUGGCUGUUUGCGUUCUCACUCAUCGUCGUCGUGUGCGCAGCUAAAUGCACUGAUGCCGACGUGUCUGUUGAAGCUGCUUUUCAAGGACGUUGUGGCCAUGGUAGCCCUUGCGAACAACUCUGCUAUGAAUUGCACGACGGAAUGUACGAGUGCGACUGCACCGAAGGAUUCGAGCUGGACAAAAAUGGAUACAGUUGCCAAGAAAUCAACUCCACAACGACCGACGAAAACAUGUCUGCGGUAGAGGAGGACGUCCUGUAUCAGCGAGGUGCCUCGUUCAGUGCCAAGCUGGACAUGUCCGACCUGCACAUAUCGAUGAAAACCUUCGACGACGGCGACGACGAGGACGGCGAAGGCAGCAUGAAGCCAAUAAAUCUCAACGCACUCGACAGCACUUUGUCGCUGAGAAAAGCUAAUCAUAAUUGGAAAACGAACAGCUCGAAAUUGGCCACGUCAAAAUCGUCCGGCAGUGGCAGUGGCCGCGGGCAAACCAAUUCCGCUAAUAGCAGCAAUAACGGCGACCAAAAGAGACCAAUCGUCACUGGUGCCACUGCUGGCAGAAGUAAAAGCGAUAGUAGUGGCACUAGCUCCAGGUCAGUUCAUAUGGAAAUCACCGACGACAUCUCAUUACAUAUGCAGGACGCAGACGGAAGCAAUCCCGGUGAAAUAAAAGCUCUCGCGCUGACGGCUUUCGAGGAUGACUUUGACGGUGGCAAGGUAGUAGCUUCCGUUUCACCACCUGCCACGAGUGAGGAAAGUUCGACAUCGUCAGCUUCUACUCUGGGAUCGACACCCGUCGUGACAAGGGAGCCAUGUACGCUGGAUUGCGGCUAUGAAGGGAUCUGCAGCAACGGCGAAAGUGGGCAGCAACAGCGGUGUCUUUGUCCUUUCGGCAAAUCCGGUCCCCGGUGUGAAGAUGAUUCUCGAAUCAACACACCACGCUUCAACCAGCAUUCGUGGCUUGCUUUUCCGGCACUGCGGGGAGCCUAUAAACACGUCCAGCUUCACAUCGAGUUUCGACCGGAAUCGUUUGAUGGCAUCCUGCUGCUGACGGGUGAGAAAGACGAUCUAACGGGCGACUUCAUGGCAUUGCUGAUUCACCAAGGAUUUGUGGAGUUUUGGUUCGAUUGCGGCUCCGGAACGGGACGUGUGCGUUCGGAAGAAACGAUUGUCUUGAAUCAGUGGAAUACCAUCACAAUCUAUCGGCAUCGUUGGGAUGCCUGGCUGGUGCUGAACCAAGGCAACCGAGUGCAGGGACGCUCCAAGGGACUCUUCUCUCGGAUCACUUUCCGGGAGCCGGUAUUUCUCGGAGGAUUUGGCAACAUCACCGGCCUGGAUAAGAAGCUUCCCGUCAGCAAUGGCUUUACCGGCUGCAUACGAAAGUUUGUCGCCAACGAGCACGACUACAACUUCCAACCGCUCGGUGACGUUUCCCGGGGUUUUGAUAUCCAGGAAUGUGUCACCGAUCGGUGCAGCCGGUAUCCCUGUCAGCAUGGGGGAAAGUGUCUACCCUCGGAUGAUGGUGCAAUCUGUCUCUGUCCGCUGGGAUUUGGCGGUGAUUUAUGCGAGAUGAGACUGGAUCUGCAGGUACCUUCAUUUAAUGGAUCAUCUUAUCUGCGGUUUGCGCCACUAGGGGAUAGUUGCAUCAUUUGGUUUGAACUUAAGAUUAUCAUCAAACCCUUGCUGGAGGACGGGCUGCUGCUCUACAGUGGCCAUCACGAGUACGGGGACUACAUCUCUCUCUGCCUGAACAUGGGCUACGUGGAGUUUACUUUCGAUCUUGGAAGCGGCCCAGCCACGGUGAGGAGCGAGUUUCCGUUGACAAUGGGGCAAUGGCAUACAAUCAAAAUUUCAAGGACAUCCCGAUUAGCAGUUUUGAAGAUCGAUCAACUGCCAGAGGUGAUGACGGUUUCGCCGAACGGAUUCUGGCAUCUUUCGCUGCCGCACAGCUUGUACCUGGGUGGGGUGCACAACAUCCACACGCUGCCAAUGAGCCUCAGGGAUAAAGGUUCCUUCGCCGGGUGUGUACAGAAGGUGGACAUUAACGAUCGCACAAUUUCCAUCAUCUCGGAGGCUCUCGGUGGUUCGAAUGUGGAAAACUGCCCGCACGCUUGCGUAGCUCGGCCUUGUGGACCAUUGGCCAAAUGCGUCCCCAAUUUGGACAGCUACGAGUGCCAAUGCAAUCCGCAGAACAAGCAGUGUAACCAAGCGGAAGAGCUGCCCACGGAAGUGAUUGAGCAACGCCAACGGUUACUGAAGCAACAUCAGGUGCACCUUCGGAGCCAGGAUUUGGUGCAAGAGCAGCAGCUGGAAGAUGAUGACUACACAACGACUACGAUGGUUCCAUCGACCAAAGGUGUUGGUGGUAAAGGGGAGACGGGCAGUGGGGAGGAUGAUUACUAUUAUUAUGAGUAUGAUGAUGAGAGCCAAGAAAGCAAUGGGCAAGCUAAUGAGAAUAGCGGUCGUGUGAAAGAUAAUGAAAAAAUAAUCGUAAGGGCGGAACGACAACAAGCGGAACCGGCCAAUAGUGGUGUCAUCGAUGAUGGCUACCGGGACGGUGAGCGAAAGGGUCAACUUCCGGGCGAUAAUAUGAGUUCAAAUGGUGACGACGACAUCGACGACAAAAAUUAUGAUGGAACGGGAUAUCUGGUUCAGGAUGACGAUGUAGAUGGCGGAAACGCUGGUGGUGGUCGGGAGUAUGGUAACACAGAUGAUGGUGAUGAUGAUGAACAUAAAUAUCGUUAUGGCACUGGUUCGCUAUCAUCAUCAAAGAAAGCGAAUCGAUUUUUAAAGCAGAAAAAUAUUGGACUAGGAAAAAACUUUGCUGAAAAAUCGAGGGCUCCCGAGUAUGGGGUGGCCAUAAAACAGCAGGGUGGAAAAGUGAGCGAUGCUUCCACCACAAACAUAGAUAAUGGUUUGGAUAGCGAAACCACAGAUGAUGAUUCGCAAGAUGAAAGCAACGGUUUCAGUGGCUCAAACGAUGAAUAUAAUAAGGAUUAUGAUCAAAACGGUGACAGAAUACCGUAUCGUCCUGAUCUAGUGAAAAAGGCGGGAAAUGAGCCAAGGAUGAGAGCUCAUAGCAAGCAGACGGAACGUGAGCCUGACAUUGAUGAAAUAUUAAUCGAAGAGAUGCAUAGAAUAAUGAAAAAUAAAGACGACGGGUACGAAAGUGAUGAUGUGUCCGAUGGUGGCCCUGAGGUUUGGGAUUUCGCCUUGGACGACGAGGAAAUCAGGCACGCGGGCACCGUGAUGGGUGGGGUCGGCAACAGCCUGGGUGACGAUAACGAAAAUGGUAUUGAUGUCACUCGCGAUGCGCCCGACGACGAGAGAAAAGAAAACAAUCAACUUCGUGAUAAAAAUACGAACCUUAGCAAGGGUGCAACGAAAAUGACAUCCAGUAGUAGUGGGGCCAGUGCUAGGAGCAGCAGUACAAACAACGACCGGCAACACCCGAAGCACGCGGAUGGGGAGGACGGAGUGUCUCGCAGCGUCAAGUACAAGAACAAAUACUACCGACGGUAUCAGGGGGCGUGUUUCACCGGCACGGAAAGUUUCUUUCAUUACAGUGACGCGGAGACUAUGCGCCGGGUGAUCAGCUAUGAAAUUGAUCUAAAUUUGCGGUUUAAAACGCAUUCGACGAGUGGGCUGAUACUGUGGACCGGGCGGCACAGCGCCCUCGAGGGAGAUGAUUUCCUCUCGCUGGGCGUCGAGAAUGGGUUCCUCCACCUCCGGUACAACCUGGGGUCAGGUGAGGUGAACAUCAAAUACAACUCAACGAAAGUCAGCGACGGGCUGUGGCAUCGUGUGCGGGCAUUGAGGAAUUCCCAGGAAGGCACGCUGAAGGUUGAUGGUGGAAAGCCCAUUACUCGGAGGUCCCCGGGCAAGCUGAGGCAGCUUAACACGGACACCGGGUUGUAUGUCGGUGGCCUACCGGCGGCAGCAUUCUACACCCGCCAGCGAUACUCGUCCGGUAUUGUGGGCUGCAUCUCGGAGCUGAUACUGGCCGGCGAGUUGAGGCUCAACUUUGACUCGACGAUACUGGGCACGGCACACAACGUGGAACCGGGCGCCCCAUGAAGGUAGAUUUAGGCGGCGAGUGUCACAACCAGCAGCCAGCAGCCGUCGUUGCCGCUGCUGCCGAUUGGGGAUAUCGCUAGAACUGCUACCGAUGCUACUACUAUUACUACUAAUAUUACGACUAGAGCAACAACGGCUACUGCUAUCACUACUAGGAGUAAUAUCAAUUGAAAACGUCCAUCAGCGAGUAGACAGGGGGAGAAAGGAAGGAUCCUGAAGGUGUGCGACGGUGUGUAGGUGGGAGCAAGUGGCGAACGUCGAAGUUGGCGAACGAAUGCAGACGAGGUGAUUUCUAUAGCACUGGAGUUCGGAUGACAACGGUUGUGGAUGUUUAGGGAUUCGAGUGUGAGAGUAACAUGGAAAGAGAGCGUUAAUACCGACAGAUAAACUAAGCGGAUACAUACACACCGAUUUAGACUAAAUGAAUUUUUUAUAUAAGAAUGAAAAACUAGGCUAACAAUUUAAAUGUAAGAACUAGGUACUGAGAAAUUGUAAUAUUAAUGUUGAAA
This is a messenger RNA of Armigeres subalbatus, 6758 nucleotides long. RefSeq names its product basement membrane proteoglycan. The coding region runs from base 2170 to 6249 and encodes 1359 amino acids. The transcript has 18 exons. The record is from RefSeq and is a predicted model, not a curated record. Lineage: Eukaryota; Metazoa; Arthropoda; Insecta; Diptera; Culicidae. Gene Ontology annotation, molecular function: calcium ion binding.